GCUCUUGCUUUUGUCCAAACAAUAACCUCAAACUUUGGUGCCCUGGGAACUUCCAUGGAAACUCAUGGGGGGAUUUGAUUCAUGUCCUUUUCCUUAUAAAAAGAGAAAAAGAGAGUGACUGAUAAAGAGAAGGCUGACCAAAGGACUUUCUUCUUUUUCAAGCCAAGAAGAUCUGAAGCCAUGAUAAUGAGAUGGAUCUUCUUCCUCUUGGCUGGUUUGAUGGUACUGAGUGGCCGUUGUGUAGCAAGGUCUCGUGGAAAGAAAUUCGUCACAGCUUUCCUACUUAACCUCUGGGAAAGCCAACCCAAUGCUCAGUUUGAGCUGCUUAUCACUGGAUAUCGUCCUGCAACCACUGUCACAGUGACAACAAAAAGGCCCAGUUUUGAGAAAACCAUUUCUGUCAGUGCAGGACAAACAGUCUCUGUUAAACUCCCAAGCACUUUAGAGAUGCUGCAAACCGGCAUCUAUAAUAAAACUGCAUUGAUUGAAGCUAACAAAGACAUCUCAGUAUUGGCUCGCAACUACAAGGACUAUUCCAUUGGUGCCACUAUUGUGUAUCCAGUUGAGCAGCUCGGCACAGUGUAUUAUGUCGUGACACCAAGCGGUAAUCUGCCUAACACUUUCAAGGAAUUUGCAGUUGUAUCCUAUCAAACUCCCACCAGGGUUGACAUUCACCUAACUGGAGCUGUUGAAUACAAAGGACACAUUUAUCCGAGGGGAAGCACACUUGUUGCUAAUCUCCAGGCCUUCCAAGCAAUCCAGAUCCAAAGCUCAGAAGAUUUAUCUGGCACCAGGGUUGACUCCAAGGAAGCUGUGGCCGUCUUCACUGGGCACAGUUGUGCUCAGAAAAACACAGCCUGCGACCAUGUUGUGGAACAGCUUCUUCCUGUUUCCAGCUGGGGAACCACCUUCAUCGUCCCUCCUCUGUCGUUCCAAACCAAAACUGACAUUGUAUAUGUUGUUGCUUCUCAAAACACUUUGAUGAAGUACCAGUCUACGCUCACAGAAGGUUCUCAUGACAUGGUAGCUGGGCAAGUUAUUCAAUUGGAAAUGCAAAGUUUGCAACCGUUUCAUAUCUCUGCCAAUGCUGGACUCCAGGUUGUGCUUUUCUUCACUGGAGUGGCAACUGGAAAUACAUCUUAUGAGCAACUAAUACCCUUGCUAGCUGAUGCACCUAAGGAAAGUAGACUCUACGAUCCAUUCCUUGUCAAUAUACCAGAUUUAACAAAUUAUUGUAGACUGUUCCACAUUGAUGGGAUGAGGCAGAAUGAUAACUAUGCUGUCCUCAUAGCCAAUACUUCAGAAUCCAGCCAGAUUAAACUAGCAAAAAGGGCCAUUGAAAAUAUACACUGGAGGCCAAUUCCUGGCACAGAAUAUUCUUGGGCUGAAUAUCUUAUAGGUUCAGAAACAAAUGCCCUCUCUGCAGAGCACCCCACUUCUCCUUUUGGGCUCAUCAUCCUUGGAGGCUUGUACCGCAAUGGCUAUGGCUCUGGGGCCCUUUGCUCCUGCAAAUCAGUGCCAGAGUCUUCGGCCAAAAAGCCAAAAGGGUCGGCAUUAACCUCUUCUGUCCCAAAGAUCAAAGAACCGCUUCUGUACCCUUAUGGGAGGGACCAUGGUGACACAAGGAACCCCAAGUCAGAUGAUGGGGUGUCUCCAGAGAUUUCCACAGCAGUGCCUUUCCCCUUCUAUGGCAAGGCAUACAACUCUAUCUAUGUGGAUAACAAUGGGCUGAUCUCCUUUAGUGCAACAGUUCCAGAGUUUGCCGGGACACCUGACGCUUUACCUCUGAAUGGGGGGCCACCUGUUGUCGCUCCAUUUUGGGGUGAUGUCUACAAUCCUAUCAGUGGGGAUGUCUUCUGGAGGCAAACCCAGGACCCGAAGCUCCUUCAACGCUGCACUGAAGAAAUCAAUCAGUACUACCCCGAGAUGUCUUUCAAAGCCACGUGGGCUUUUGUUGCUACAUGGGACCGAGUGGCCUAUUUUGGAUCCAAAUCAAAGAAAGUCAACACAUUUCAGGCUGUCUUGACUACCAAUGAGGAAUUGUCCUUCAUCACAUUGAAUUAUGCAGAUAUUCAGUGGACGACGGGGACAUCGAGCAGUGGAGAUGCUAAGACAGGCCUUGGAGGAAUCGCAGCACAGGCUGGAUUCGACAAUGGAGACAAGACAAAUUAUUAUAUCAUGCCUGGUUCCCGGACUUCUGAUAUUCUCAAUAUAACAAAAAUAAGCAAUAUGAAUUACCCAGGUCGCUGGGUAUUCCAAGUGGAUGAAUAUGUGACUGACCACACCAUGGACUGUUUUGUCUGAGCAGGACAACUGGAUCAACUCAGUCCUACAGGCCUCUGCCUUAGGGCAGUGGUUCUCAACCUUCAUAAUGCUGCGACCCCUUAGUACAGUUCUUCAUGUUGUGGUGACCCCCAAACGUAACAUUAUUUUCAUUACUACUUCAUAACUGUCAUUUUGCUCCCAUCAUGAAUCAUCAUGUAAAUACCUGAUAUGUAGGAUGUAUUUUCAUUCACUGGACCAAAUUUGACACCAAAUUUGACACAAAUACCCAAUAUGCCGAAAUUUGAAUACCGAUGGGAUCAGGGAAGGGGGAGUCAUUUUGUCAUUUGGGAGUUGUAGUUCACCUACAUCCAGAGAGUACUGUGAACUCUAACAAUGAUGGAUCUGGACCAACUUGGCAUGAAUAUUCAAUAUGCCCAAAUGUGAAUACUGCUUGGGAAAAACAGACCUUGACAUUUGGGAGUUGUGGUUACUGGGAUUUAUAGUUCACCUACAAUCAAAGAGCAAUCUGAACUCCACUAAUGAUGGAAUUGAUCCAAACUUGGCACACAGAACUCCCAUGGCCAACAGAAAAUACUGAAAGGGUGUGGUGGGCAUUGACCUUG
Molecule: messenger RNA, 2888 nt
Organism: Anolis sagrei ordinatus
Lineage: Eukaryota; Metazoa; Chordata; Lepidosauria; Squamata; Anolidae
Source: RefSeq, a predicted model, not a curated record